AUGCCGGAAACUACACCAUCACAUCAUGUCAAUGGAUAUGCCAAUGGACACGCUCCACCAGAGCUACAACAAGCUGGCUCUUUUUUAUUCACAUCCGAGUCUGUUGGAGAAGGACAUCCUGAUAAAAUGUGCGAUCAAAUUAGUGACGCUAUUCUCGACGCACAUUUGAGACAAGAUCCAGACGCUAAAGUUGCCUGUGGUUUUGACUAUAAAACUUGCAACGUCUUGUUGGCAAUAGAUGCACAAUCGCCAGAUAUCGCUGCGGGAGUACACAUUAAUCGUAACGAUGAAGAAGUUGGUGCAGGCGAUCAGGGACUGAUGUUUGGCUAUGCAACCGAUGAGACUGAAGAGUGUAUGCCACUUACUGUAGUUUUGGCCCACAGAUUGAAUCAAAAAAUUGCUGAAUUAAGACGAAGUGGAGAGCUUUGGUGGGCUCGCCCUGAUUCUAAAACACAAAGUGAUGCUGGUCUUACCGGCAGAAAGAUAAUAGUCGACACUUACGGAGGAUGGGGUGCUCACGGAGGUGGUGCUUUUUCAGGAAAAGACUUUACCAAAGUCGACAGAUCAGCAGCAUACGCUGCAAGAUGGGUUGCCAAGUCUCUAGUUAAAGCUGGACUCUGCAGGCGUUGCCUUGUACAAGUAUCUUACGCGAUUGGUGUCGCAGAACCUCUCUCUAUUACUAGAAUUGAACUUACGUCAUCCAAUUUAUCAACAAACUAGUACGUACGGUCAUUUCGGCCGUGAUGGUUUCUCUUGGGAGCAACCCAAACAAUUAAUUAUUGAUUGA
Molecule: messenger RNA, 787 nt
Organism: Cotesia congregata
Lineage: Eukaryota; Metazoa; Arthropoda; Insecta; Hymenoptera; Braconidae
Source: the annotation of a GenBank genome assembly